Messenger RNA from Marchantia polymorpha subsp. ruderalis, 4806 nucleotides. The record is from the annotation of a GenBank genome assembly. NCBI's taxonomy places the organism in Eukaryota, Viridiplantae, Streptophyta, Marchantiopsida, Marchantiales, Marchantiaceae.
UAGAAACCGGUGCAGGCUGAGCGUAGCGGCCACAGAAAUUACACUUGCGUGACCGCAUGGUGGACUCGUCCGAGGACCUUGUGGGGCCGUCCACCUCACCCGUCCCAAAGAACGGAACGGCAGGUAGCGUCGUCUCGUCGUUCGCCGUGGGCGUUUGACCAGGUGAUGGCAACGACCCCUUUCCCUCGCACCGGCCUCGAGCCCUAGACCCAUGACCGAGGCCAAGCAAGCAAGCGGGGCGGGCCCCAGCCGUGUCGGUCAUGGGCCUGUGUACCAGCCCGCCAGGCCCUAGGUCCUGCAGCUCGCCUCUUCCACCUUUGCCCUUUCCAGCUCGGACGACACGUGUCGAGAAUGCUGACAUGGUCAGCCCGACGCCGAUGAUGUGUCAUAUGGCCAAGUUUGCCCGACGCUUCCCGCGCUUUUUCGAACUCGAACGCUCCCCUUUAUCGCCGGAAAGCCGAUGCGGCGGAAUUCGCAUCCGACCGCCUCGUGGUCGCGUACGCCCGUGCGGUCCUCGGCUGGGCUCGUAUUCCAUCCAUCGCCCUGUGGAGGAUCCGCGCGGCCGAUGUGAUCGAGAGCUCGAUGAAGAUGAUUGCUGUAAAUUUCUUCUCGACGUGAUAAUUGGUGUUUGUUGCUGCUGUUUUGUACGGCGAAUGAACGUCUGGUCCAGUUUGUAGUGAAAAUCGUCGUGAGGGUGCAGAAUUUCUAAGUGUAUAUUGAUCCGCUUGAUGAUGAUUGCUGGAUGCGAUAUCUGUGUACGGUCUCUACCCUCAUCAUCUGCGGAUUCUGUGUGGAUCCGGAGUUGGUUUCUUGUCUCAAAAUCUGAAUUCACGCCAAUUCUGGCCGUUGAUAUUGCUGUCGGUUGCUGUCAUGUUUUACACUGUCGGCGUUUCUCAGUCAUGAUUGUAGCUGCUGCCGUUCAGCUAUGGUAGACGUCCGUCGACUGUAGUUUCUGGCUGAAUUUGCUACAUCACAGUCGAGUAGGCGUCGUUGGUGGAAUUUCGAUACUCAUGUUGACGCUGACGACGGAGCUAGGAAUUAGAUGUUGAGAAGGUUGAGUUUGUUAACACUGCUUCUCCUUGGUACACACGCCUACGGUCCAAGCCUUCACAUUCAGCCAUACUGCUAAAUUCCACGUAUUUUAAAGAAGCUACUCAAGUGUCUUCUGAUGAAACAGAGCAUCGACACAUGUGGACUGCCCAAGCUAUGCUUCAAAGAAAUUGAAGCUCUCUACUUCCACUGAUAUCAGGUGCAACGCGGCUUUUUGUUUUUCGGACGAAGAGGUGACCAGCUGCACAAAUAACUGGUUUCAAAGCUUCGAUAGCUUUUCUUACUUUCUCUUGCUUGGCUUUGGGCAAUCUCGAUCGCCACGAUGACCGAAGGGCUUGCGCAUUUGAGCAGGAUGGAUAUUUGUGAGCAAGGUCCCGAUGUAGAGCGCGCAUUUUCUUCGGAUGAGCUUAGCCUUGGAGCUAAUCAAGGCACCCAUGCAGACAAGGUUGUACGCUCCUUGCCAAAUAUCGAUGACGCUUAUCAACCACGAGUUCAGCCGCCCUCAACGGACAAAGUUGUAAUUGCCGUGGAGGUGUGUUUAAAGCCGCGCACAACUGUUCGUCAUGACGAGAUUCGACAAGCCGUCGAAAGGGAUCGAUGCUCCUCACAGAAUGCUGGACAAGAGGAGCUUAACAUAUGAAGAGGGUCCAAUUCUGUUCUGCCAAACAGAUGAACCGUUUCUUUACGAACAUGUUGAAAGCAUCACACUGUCGGAUGAAGAUGGACGGGCGAGUGCAAAUGGAGUACUCCUUUUCUGGCAAGUCACUUUACAAGUACAUGUAUAUCAGUUACACGAGGAGGGACCAUCAGAAGAGCUAGAAGGAAAUGAUUCCAUUGCCAGUUUCCACGAAUGGACGCUGCCUGGAAGAGAGUUUCAUGGUUUGUGGGAAAGCUUGAUAUACGACUCGUCGCUGAAGCAGCAUCUACUACGAUAUGCCCUGUCUGCUCUUCUAUUUUCGGACAGAGGUGUUAAUUCACAUUUAGUAGCUUGGAACCGGGUAGUUCUCUUGCACGGGCCACCUGGUACAGGGAAAACUUCGCUAUGCAAAGCCCUUGCUCAAAAGCUUUCCAUUCAGUUUAGCUACAGGUUUCCUCAGGCUCAGCUAGUCGAGGUGAAUGCGCAUUCUCUAUUUAGCAAGUGGUUCUCUGAAAGCGGGAAGCUGGUCACGAAGCUUUUUCAAAAGAUAGAAGACAUUGUUGAAGAUGGAACAACCUUAGUGUUUGUACUCAUAGAUGAAGCAGAGAGUUUAACUGCCGCCAGACAAGCAGCUUUGUCCGGUUCAGAACCGUCUGACUCAAUAAGGGUUGUCAACGCCUUACUUACUCAGCUAGACCGGCUGAAGCGAUGGCCGAACGUCGUUGUCCUUACAACCUCGAACAUCAGUGCCGCUAUUGAUCUGGCGUUCGUUGAUCGUGCAGACAUCAAAGCCUACGUUGGCCCGCCUUCUCUCGAAGCUCGAUAUGAGAUUCUCAGAUCAUGUUUGAAGGAACUUCAGCGUGUCGGUAUCAUUAAUCAACAGAAGGUCGAACCUUACGAUUCGGAGCUACUCACAUUCAAAAUUCUCUCUUUGAGGAUGAAGGAGCGCACGGAAGAAGCAAGGGUUCUGUUGUCCGUAGACAUUUCUAGAAACUUACUGGCUGUAGCGGAGGCCUGCGAGGGCUUUAGUGGACGGGCCCUACGCAAGCUUCCGUUUCUUGCCCAUGCUUCCAUGGGACCUUUAACUGACUGUGACUACUCCGUUUUCCUAGCCGCCAUGCAUGAAGCUAUCAAGAGAGAACUGUCAGAUAGAGCACUUAUGUAAACAAUAUAUUUGGUACGUAGGAACAAGUUACGUAUGUUGUAUAAACUACUGAGUUUGCGGAAUGGAAGUCCGUCGUUGUAGGACUUUCUUUCAGUUUCGAGUAACUGACAAGUAUGAGCUGGUCAACGGUUUUGGCUUCGCUGAUUAUGACUUAAAUUUUUAUGUGAAUUUUUUCAAUCACACAGCUGAUCCGUUGCGGGGAUAUUGACCUUUGGAUAGGAUUACAAGAUAAUCAUGUCGGUAAGCAUGGACACCAUCAUCUCAAAUAGUUCGUGACUGCUGAUUGUGUCGGUUGUUGCCACAUGGGAGCUGUCGUUAGGACUUCCCUCCUCGCGCAUGGGCCAAGAGUAGUACGUAUUUUAAUAGUUUUUUGGGGGUAACGUUCUCCGAUUGGAGUAAAUUAAUCGAGCAGCGGCAUGCUCAUCGACGAGAUUCCGCUUGACGUUUAUCGCACGAACUGCCACGAACUGACUAUCAGAAGCUCAAGCCUUGCACGUUCUGUUCAUGUCCAAGGGCUUGAAGCUCGUUGGGCCACUUGCUUACAUGUAAGUCGAAUCAGGUAGUCAUCUGGGCCUACAGGGGUUACAAGAUGUCGAUUCAUGUCGGGAUCUGUUCUAGAAGACCCCGUACUGACAUCAAGAGUAUCUGUCUCUUGACAAAAAUACACCCACUAGCCAAUCUGGUCUCCUGCGAGCUCAUCAACAAAUUAGGGGACCCUGUCAAACAAAUGUUUCCGUCGACCUACGUGUAAUUUAACUCUCGCAGUUCGAAGUUUGAGACUCGAUACUACAGUAACCCUUGGUGAAUUGCAGUGGUAGCGUAGCAGUAAUUACAAUCAGUAUCUGUGUGCUGCCAGUUAGGUUGAUUCUGCAGCAGACAAGAGCUUCUUUAUGAGAUCGUCGAUGUCUUGAUGAUUACCUGAAUUCAACCCCUGAUCCACAAGCUUCAGAGAUUUGUCGUCAGAUCAUGAUAAUCUAUUUGACGAGAAUAGACCCACCUGUACUCCUCUUGCUGUUGACUCUCCAGAUGAGCCCCAACGUGUGUCUAACCUGAGUCGUUUAUGAUCAUGUGAUCACCCUCUCUGACUCUUGGUGCGCAGGCAUGGAAGCUGUUUCAGAGGUGAGCUUCAGAAACUGAUGAUCUUUUCGAAAUUCGGAAUUCAUGCUAGUCUGGUCUUUUUACUAACUAACAUUAGGGUUCUCAAGCAGUCAAACUGUGCUCUAGAUUCAAGUUCGCAUCAUGAGUCCUUAUUGCAACAUACUAAGCGAAGUUUACAAUAGUAAGCUGAUUACAAUAAAGAGCCGAUAUUGUAGAUAACUGACCUUACACUUAACCUGACGUUGUUGCAGGUUAGAUUUUGUCUAACCUGCAACAACAAAAUAUUUCUGUUUUCACCCUCCUGCUGCAUUGUAGGGACCCUGAGUAUAUCAGAGUCUGCCAUGCAAGCCUGUCAAACCGAGAUUGUUAACUUGAUUUUUUUCGUUUGUGGGUCAUAACAAUAGAUAAUCGAUUGGGAGAAAAUAAGAGUAGGAAUCUCCUUACAUUGCAGCUGGGAACUGAUGCAAGUUCCUCACGAUAGCCAAAGCAAAUUAGAAUGCUUAUUUGGGAGAAGGAAUCUUGUUGUAGAUCAGACUUUAUCUCUAGGUGCGUUGUACAGAAUUGCUCUGUUUAAUGCUCAUUUAGCAGGUCAGAGUACCAAUCUGUCAAAUCUGUACAGAUUCCAUUGGUCGAGCUGUACUAUUGGAGACGGGGGACGCGAUCAUCGAUGAGAAAUUUCAGACCUGAUCUUUAUCUUGCUUCUUUGAAGGAAUUUUUGCUUUUGGGAUCUAUUACUGUCUCGUGUGUGAAGAUGGUUCAACCUUUCGUCAUGAAGACCAAUAAUGACUACAAUUUAAACCAAGAAAGUCAGCUUGAAGACCUGACUGCCUCCGUAUGAUAUCCAAAAGAUUACCAA